CGCGGGUGCGGGGCUGCGCGGGCGGCGGCGGCAGCAGCAGGGUUUGCCUGGGCUGGCCGAGCAUCCUCCAACUUGGAACUGUCCACCGGCGUGAGCUCCUGAACAUGAGCCUCCUGCCUCUCUACCUGCUCGGAUUGCUCCUCAGUAGCGGGCAAGCUUUACUCCAAGUUACAAUUUCACUUAGCAAAGUUGAGCUCAGUGUGGGUGAAUCCAAGUUCUUCACGUGCACAGCCAUUGGUGAGCCUGACAGCAUAGACUGGUACAACCCCCAAGGAGAGAAGAUCGUUUCUAGUCAGAGAGUGGUUGUUCAGAAAGAAGGAGUUCGAUCACGUCUCACCAUUUACAGUGCAAACAUAGAAGAUGCCGGGAUAUAUCGGUGUCAAGCAACAGAUGCUAAAGGACAAACUCAAGAAGCUACUGUAGUUCUGGAAAUUUAUCAAAAGCUCACUUUUCGAGACAUAGUGUCUCCACAGGAGUUCAGGCAGGGAGAAGAUGCAGAAGUUGUUUGCCGUGUUACCAGUUCGCCUGCUCCCGUUGUCAGCUGGUUGUAUCGGAACGAGGAAGUCACAACUAUUGCUGACAAUCGAUUUGCAGUAUUAGCAAACAAUAACCUCCAAAUUCUUAAAAUCAAUAAAAGCGAUGAAGGAGUAUACAGAUGUGAAGGAAGAGUGGAAGCAAGAGGAGAAAUUGACUUUCGGGACAUAAUUGUUAUUGUGAAUGUUCCCCCUGCAAUUAUUCUGCUACAGAAAUCCUUCAAUGCCACUGCAGACCGAGGAGAGGCAAUAACUUUUUUCUGCAGAGCCACUGGAUCACCUCCACCUGAAAUCAGUUGGUACAGGAAUGGUAAACUUAUUGAAGCAAAUGAAAAAUAUGUGCUGAGAGGAAGCAACACAGAACUAACAAUAAGAGAUAUAAAAAACAUCGAUGCGGGUCUUUAUAUCUGUAAUGCUAAAAACAAAGCAGGAAAUGACAAAAAGCAGACAUUCCUUCAAGUUUUUGUGCAGCCUCAAAUAAUACAACUUAAAAAUGAAACCACUUUUGAGAAUGGGAAAGCAACCCUCAUCUGUGAAGCAGAAGGAGAACCUAUCCCAGAGAUUACUUGGAAAAGGGCCUCUGAUGGAAUGACUUUCUCUGAAGGUGACAAGAGCCCAGAUGGCCGUAUAGAAGUCAAAGGGCAGCAUGGAAAAUCGUCACUGCAUAUUAAAGAUGUGAAGUUGUCAGAUUCAGGGAGAUAUGACUGUGAAGCUGCAAGUAGAAUUGGUGGGCACCAAAAGAGCAUGUACCUUGAUAUUGAAUAUGCUCCAACAUUUGUGUCAAAUCAAACCAGGUAUUACUCUUGGGAAGGCAAUCCCAUCAAUAUAAGUUGUGAAGUGCUGGCAAAUCCCUCUGCCUCAGUUCAGUGGAGAAGAGGAAAAUUAGUUUUACCCAUAAAAAAUACAACACAUCUGAAGACCUACAGUACAGGAAGAAAGCUGAUUCUAGAGAUUGCUCCCACCUCUGACAGUGAUUUUGGACGAUAUAAUUGUACAGCCACAAACAGAAUAGGAACAAGAUAUCAGGAGUAUACACUUGAUCAAGCUGAUGUGCCAUCAAAUCCAUAUGGAGUACGAGUUUUAGAGCUGUCCCAAACCACUGCCAAGGUUUCGUUCAAUAAGCCAGACUCACAUGGAGGUGUUCCCAUUCAUCACUACCAAGUGGAUGUAAAAGAGGUGGCCUCAGAAACCUGGAAAAUAGUUCGCUCCCAUGGAGUUCAAACAAUGGUUGUUCUCAGCAACUUGGAACCAAAUACGACAUAUGAAAUCAAAGUAGCAGCUGUCAAUGGAAAGGGUCAAGGAGAGUAUAGCAAAAUCGAGAUCUUUCAGACCUUACCUGUCCGGGAGCCAAGUCCCCCUUCAAUUCAUGGACAACCUGAAAGUGGCAAGAGUUUUAAACUUAGCAUAACUAAACAAGAUGAUGGAGGUGCCCCCAUACUGGAAUAUAUUGUCAAAUACAGAAGUAAAGAUAAGGAAGACCAGUGGCUAGAGAAAAAAGUGCAGGGUAGUAGAGACCACAUCAUCUUAGAGCACCUUCAAUGGACCAUGGGGUACGAAGUACAAAUUACAGCUGCCAACAGACUGGGUUAUUCUGAACCAACAUUGUAUGAAUUCAGCAUGCCACCAAAGCCCAACAUUAUUACAGACACUCUUUUUAAUGGUCUUGGACUUGGUGCUGUCAUUGGCCUGGGAGUGGCAGCACUUUUAUUAAUCCUGGUUGUGACUGAUGUCAGCUGCUUCUUUGUACGACAAUGUGGAUUGCUAAUGUGCAUCACCAGGAGGAUCUGUGGGAAAAAGAGUGGUUCAAGUGGAAAAAGUAAAGAACUGGAAGAAGGAAAGGCUGCUUACUUGAAAGAUGGAUCAAAAGAGCCAAUAGUGGAAAUGAGAACAGAGGAUGAAAGAAUUACCAAUCAUGAAGAUGGGAGUCCAGUAAAUGAGCCAAAUGAGACAACUCCCCUCACAGAACCAGAGAAACUGCCACUAAAGGAGGAAAAUGGCAAAGAAGCUUUAAAUCCAGAAACCAUAGAAAUCAAAGUUGCUAAUGACAUCAUCCAGUCAAAAGAAGAUGAUAGCAAAGCAUAAUAAGAUAAACUACAGCUGUCUGGAUAAUGCAUUUGGAUUGAAGUAAUCCCGUGACCAAAACUUUACAACUGACCUUAAUUUCUUGGGAAACUUAAGCUUGGAAUAGUUAGUACGUGUGUACAUAUGAUGAAACAGUUCCUGUCUACAGUUCCUUUCUAUUUUUUUUCUUAAUGGUUUUAGUAUGUAGUUUUGCUGACACCAAGUCCCACGGUAUAAAUUUGACAAAUCUGCAGAAGAACUGUAAUUUAUUUUGUGACAAAUUAUGUCUAUUUAGAAGAAAAGUUGCAGAGCACCCUUAGCCACAAACAGCAUAUCAGGUCUCUCCAGGUCUUACAGUGCAAGCUACAUACAUAAAGUGCCAUAUGCUACUGUAUUUAUUUCCAUUUAUAAUGAAAUGAAAGUUUAUGUUGCCUUUAAAAAAAAAAAAAACACAAAAGGAAAACAAUUUCAGUAUAACCUUUAAGACCUUAGCACUGGCAGACACUCAGUAGUCAUUCCAGCUGUGAUUAUUACUUGCAGCAAACAAAAAAAACCCCACUGUUAAACACAAAGGCAAGUCCACCUGCAGUUUCACCUGGGUUCUUCAGUAAAAUGAAAAGCUGAUAACCAUGACGGUAUAUAUGGGUAUAAUUAAAGUUGGUAACUGUUUUGUAAUGGUAUAUUGGCCUCAUCCUAACUACAGCAGUGUGACUCUGAAAGGCUCCAGGAUUUUCAGUGCUUCAGGUUUUUCUAUAUCAAAGUUUUGGAGGUUACAUGUGUACAAAAAUGCAGCAAAGGUAUGGAAAGAAAACUCUUUUUUAAACAUAAUCUUUUCUUCAAAUGAAAAGUUACAAUAUUUGUCCCACCGUAUUUAUAAAUAUAGAAUAUUCAUUUUUCUCUUAGUUCAAACCAUUUAGUUAGGGGAUGAAACUGUGUUUUAGUAAAAUAGAUAAAUUUUCUUUCCAAAUCAGUACAUAAAACAUUAAAUUUAGCCUUACUGGAACAGCAGUUGUUCCUUUGUGACGUCCUUUGUGAUACCCUUUGUCUUAACACAGAAAAUGUAGGAACAGAAAGGCAGACUUUGUCUUAACAGUUAGGAACAGUAUUAAAUUAUUAACUAAUACAGCUUUAUAUUCAACCAAAUUAAUUUUUUUUCCUGUCAAGCUUUCCUUAAGAUAUUUCUUUUUAUUAUUCUGGUCAACAUGGCCCACUUUGAAAUUUGACAGAUUUAUUUGAUGCAAAAUUCAUUCAUAUUUAGUAUCAUUGAUUUAAUUAUGCCACUAAUUGCAACAAUAUAGUUCGUUUCCAUUCCAGCAUAAUGUAUCCACAUCUACCAAAGUCUUCAAAGUCUUGCUUUGAAAGAAGUAAAAAACCAUAUAGAAAACUAGAUUGAAAAAUUCUACUUGUCAGGAGUAAAUGGUAGAGUACUUGGUGGAUUUUCCACACCUAAGUCAUGCCUGAGAUUUAAGUGUAGCUUUCCUCAGCAAAUUGUUUUGUGUCCAUGCUAUAUCUGAAUUUUGCUCAUAUUUGAAGUUCUUACACUGGUUGUCUUUUGUGUAGUAAAACUGAAAGUGAAUUGCAAAAUGGUGUCCUUAAAUUUGAGGAAAAUGUCACAAUACCCUUCUUGUUAACCCAAGCUUAAGUGCAUUUGAAAGAGCUGAGGAGGAUAUAUUUAGCUCUUAGAUCUUUCUUUUUUUUUUUUUUUUUUUCAAAACCAGGUAUUUUAUGGGGGCUUUUUACAACUUUUCCUCACUUUGGGAAAUACCUGCAAUGAAGUUGUUGAGGACAGAGGCAUAACACUGGUGUGGUUAGGACAAGAAGUCAAGCUCUUACAAAACUAGUACCAAAGUGAAAAGAAUGGGUAAGAGGGGAUAGCAAUGUGGGAUGAAAGUCAUGGAAGAUAAUAAUUCAAAACUGCUGUAAAGAAGUUUCUCUUAAUCCUAAGGCACUAAUUCUGGGUGAAGAAAAGAUGAAGACAUUCCCUUAUGACCUCUCACUGUUGUUCCCACAUCCUGAGCAGGCAGUACCACCAAAUAGCUGCUUGUCAAAUUUCUGUUUUAUUUCUUUCUGAGUGCACAGUGAGCUGAACUGCCCCCUAACCUAUACUUAGGAGAACCAGUUGUCUUACUGAUAUAUAUAUAUAUAUAUAUAAAUACAUAUUCUUUCUACAAAGUAUGUAUUUGCUCUAGCAAAAUGCAAGGAAGGGACCUGGGGAAUUCCAGCAGUUGAGAACAAUGUGGUUGGUGUGGCUGAACAUCCUCUCACACAAUAUUUUUACCACGGUGAGGACAAAGGGAGGAGACAUCCUUGCUCUCCUACCAGCUAUCACAAAGUAAGGUGGUACCAUGCAUAUCCACGUGGGUCAAUCCUCCCUAGGCAAAUGGUGCUUUUCCUGAAGCCAGCCUGAUCAGCUGCACAAGAAGCUGCCUAUACAAUAUGGGCAGAAAUAACACUGUCCAGGCUCAACUGCAGAUGCAUUUCAAGUUUUAGUACUUCUUAGUUGGACUUACACAAACACACACACAAACAAAAAUCAUGGCCUAAGAUCUCUAUAUUGGUGGGGUUUUUUUUCUUUUUCUUUUUUUUUUCCCCCCCAAGUAUGGCCUCUAAUUCCAAUGUGAAGGGAUUAGAAGAUUUAAGAGACCUCUUAGUACAUUUAUUACUAAUACACCUGUGCUACUCUUUACAAGCAAAAUAUCCUGCAAAAUUAUAUAAAAAUUGGAAGUAAAAGCAUUUCUCACUAUAUUGGUUUACAAAUCAAAAGAUGUUUCCAGGAGUAUUUAAUUUCUUCUUGCUGUUAUGCCUCUUGCCAGCUGGGCUAUGUGAGGGCUGACAAUAAAACAGUUCUAUUUCCUGAUGGACUGUCCAAGCAUACCUUUUUGGUCUGUGGAUUAAUAGAUAAUCCCUUGUGCUUUGACUCUGCGCUGUGCAGGAGAAAGCCAAACUUUAUGAAAGAAUGCUGAAAAACACUGAUAUUUGAAAGUAUUUCCAAAUGAGGGACAGCUCAUAGUAAUUUGUAAGAUAUGUGUAGAACUGGAAUAACAACAUUUGUUUAUUUCCUUUUCCUAUUCUAGACUAAAAAAAAAAAAAAAAAAAAGA
This is a messenger RNA of Empidonax traillii (willow flycatcher), 5693 nucleotides long. It is a transcript of the gene NCAM2, whose product is annotated as neural cell adhesion molecule 2. Gene Ontology annotation, biological process: cell adhesion. Bases 105 to 2615 code for a protein of 836 amino acids. The record is from RefSeq and is a predicted model, not a curated record. Lineage: Eukaryota; Metazoa; Chordata; Aves; Passeriformes; Tyrannidae. Gene Ontology annotation, molecular function: protein binding. The transcript is spliced from 18 exons. Gene Ontology annotation, cellular component: membrane.